Messenger RNA from Westerdykella ornata, 2230 nucleotides. Its product is annotated as DNA polymeras-like protein alpha/primase associated subunit. Gene Ontology annotation, molecular function: DNA binding. The transcript is spliced from 3 exons. The coding region runs from base 55 to 2127 and encodes 690 amino acids. Gene Ontology annotation, biological process: DNA replication initiation; DNA replication. NCBI's taxonomy places the organism in Eukaryota, Fungi, Ascomycota, Dothideomycetes, Pleosporales, Sporormiaceae. The record is from RefSeq and is a predicted model, not a curated record. Gene Ontology annotation, cellular component: alpha DNA polymerase:primase complex.
GCUGGAUAUCCAAACCCCAACACCCGAAAUCUACACAAGGACACAAGGUGAACAAUGGACCGAGACACGGCGGCCGAACUCACAGAGCGCUUUCAACGCUACUGCAACACCAAGGAUGACGGACUUCCAGAACAAAUUCUCGGAGAACUGCAGUCCAUGCUGCGGUUAUAUGAUGUCACACCGGAAGAGUUGGAUUUCAAAUGGCAGGCAUACAGCAUGAAAAUGGGUGCGGACGAGACGCCGCUGGAGUUGCGGACUGCGCGCGACUUCAAGAAGAACCUGCAGGACACACUGGAGAGGGAAAGCAGGGCCAAGGCUCAGACGAGGAAUGAGACGAAAAGGCAUGUGCCGACUCCGCGGGCCGGAAAAGGUGCUGAAGAUGUAUUUGGGAUGCUGGAUGGCUUGGUCCCGAAUACACCUCGUCCUGGAGUAUCGAACGGCGUCAACGGAAGCACGGUGAAACGGAAAUCGAACUUCGAUACCCCUGUCGGGAAGGCCAGUAAAAGCCAUGAGAUGAGCUCUCCCGGAGCGGGUCUCACGCCGAAGAUUGAAUCGAGUGCAGAUGCUUUUGUCUUCGCUUCUAGAGAGCACGCAGGCGAUAUUACGGAGCAGUUGAACGGCCACAUUCUACUGCCUGAGCCUCCAGAAGAAGCUCCCGCGGAAUCGAGAAUCAAGCUGAAAGCUAAUACCGACAUGUCUAAGUUCUCGUACAAGACUAUGGCAAUGAAGCUGUCCGAGGCUUCGGAAGUUCUGGAUGAUCGAAUCGAUGAAUUUCGCCAACUGGUACAGGACCGCCAUCAACUGGAAAAUAGCGCUUUUGGGGAUCCUACCUUCCAAUCGCCUAGCGAGAUCAUAGCCGUGGGGCGUAUCGCAUCAGACACCAGCGACGGGAAACUCAAUGUUGCAUCGCUGGUUCUAGAGGGUUCCCGCCGAUGGGGCCGUGGACGCCGCAUUCCUCUCAAGGUGGACAAUCUGCAGUCAUAUAACUUCUUCCCAGGACAAAUCGUUGCCCUCCGUGGCACCAACGCAUCCGGCGACUUCUUCAAGGUCACCGAAGUUAUCUCCCUUCCUCUCCUGAACCAGCCCGCUUCCAGACCAGAUGAACUGGACACUUACAACACUCGCCUCCUCGACACCCCCGAAUCUGACCCCGACAGUGUUCGCGCCCUCACUGUCCUUAUGGCCGCUGGCCCCUACACCACCGACCAGGAUCUCGAUUUCUCCCCUCUCCAUACCCUUCUCGACAACGCCAUUUCCGCAGUGGCUGACUCCCUAAUCCUCAUCGGUCCCUUCCUCGACGCCGAACACCCAGUGAUCAGAUCCGGAGAUUUCGACGUCCCACCCCAAGUCAGCAAUCCCGACCAAGCCACCCUCAACGACCUCUUCCGCCACCACAUUUCCUCUGCCCUGCAAAACUUCUGCCAGCGCCUUCCUACUUGCAACGUCAUUCUCGUUCCAAGCCUACGCGACGCGCACCACGCGCACGCUGCCUUUCCGCAAGACAAAUUCGUGAAGAAGGAGUUGGGGUUGCCGAAGCAGGUGCAGUGCGUCACGAAUCCUAUGACGUUGUCUAUGAACGAGAUUAUUGUUGGUAUGUCUUCGCUAGACAUACUAGACAUGCUCAGGCGCGAGGAACUCGUAGGUGGUAAAGCGAGAAAUGUAAACUUGUACGAGAGAGGGGCGAGAAAUGUCAUAGAGCAGCGCAGCUUUCUCCCUAUUUUUCCACCGACAGGAAGAGAGAAAUUGGCGGCGCCAGCGACGGUGAAGGAGAGUCUCUUCAAGGGCGAGGGCGGGGAUGGGAACGGAAGUGAGGUCGAAGAAGAGGAAGGCCCAAGUCCGUUUUUACCCCUGGGAACGAUGCUGGAUACAAGUUAUUUGAAGUUGGGGGAGAUGCUGAAUGUGAGGCCCGAUGUGUUGGUUAUGCCGAGCGUUCUGCAAGGGUGUGUUAAGGUUGUGGAAUCUGUGCUAGUUGUUAACCCUGGCACGUUGAGUAAACGGCGCGCAGCAGGAACAUAUGCCAGGAUGAUUAUCAAUCCGGCGAGGGUGACGGAUGAGGAGAGGGAGAUGGGCGCUGCUGUGGCGCAUAAGUUGUGGGAGAGGGCAAGAGUGGACAUUGUAAAGAUCUGAGAAGCGCAGUGCUUUUUUGGAGGGGCAGGUUAUAUGCAUGGGUAUCGCUGUCAGUGUAUGACUGCCACUUGAGUGCUUCAGAACCCAUUAUCCGACGACUGCA